CUGGAACCUCCCCCCCUCCAGUCCAACAACCCGUGCGCGAGUGCCAGGAAGGAGAAGGAGGACUCGCGCUCGUCUUCUGGUGGUCGUCGGGCUUGCAGUUGGGGGCGCAGGGCGAUCCUGAGCAACGGCCAUGGCUCCGUCCCGGCUAGGAAGGAGGGUGUUUGUGGUGGGAGUCGGCAUGACUAAGGUACGGGAUGGGUUGCUCUGUUGAGAAAGGAGUGCAGGGGAGGGGAAUGAGAGCGCCUAGAGUUGCUCCCCUUUUCAGGCUGCACCUCAUUUCCACCCCUCCCAAGAAACUGCGUGGUCUGCAUGGCUUCCAACCCCCUGUUUUAGCCUUGCAAUAACCCUGCAAGGUAGGUUGGGUCGGCCCCGCACGGGACCCCCCCCCCCCCAGCAAUACUAGCCACCAGCCCCUUUGAUAGCUGUGUGGCUGGAAGAAAUUCAACCGGUAGAGUCUUCCCAGCGCUGCCACCCCUGUGUUGGGGAAGACUAAUUAAAAGGGGGGAAUAUUAUGACAGUGUGAGUGACAAUUUCCCCCUUGCUUUCAGUAGGAAACCAGAAGGUUUACUGGAGAAAAGAGAAUGCUGUGAAUGUUAGUUGACAAGGCAGGGAUCCACUGAAAUAAAUGCAAGCCGACAAACAAAGCAAGGAAAGGCUCAUUGGAGGGAAAGGGUAUAGGUAUAGGCUCUGUUGACAGGGGGCAAGGGGAAAUUAUGGGGAACAAUAGUCAGGGUCCCCAAAAGACUGGAAUGUGCAUAUGACAGUUGUUUAUACUAAAUUAACCAAAUUCAUACAUGGCUUUUGCCACAGGUACAAUGCCUGAUAUCCAACUAAAUCAUACUAAAGCACACCUAUUGUAACUCACAGAAAUAAAUUAACUAUUUUUUUAGCUGCUAUGCUCUGAAUAUGGCUAACAUUAGGGAUUGCCCACUAUCUGGGAUGAGACAUAAAACAUCUUUGUCUCUCUUUGUCACUGACUUUUAAUAAAGUCUGAGAUACUUCUAAUUUUAUUUUGCUGCUUUAUUGUCUGACUUGAUUGUUUUCAAUGUUAUUUCCAUGUGGGUGUAUAUGCAUGCGGGUCGGUGGGUAUAUAUUAUUUGUGCAAAUUUGUUACUGUAGCUGCCUUGAUGCAAAGUGGAAAAAACGUGAUAGAAUUACCGUAACUGCAACAAUAAAUAAAUAAAUAAAACCACUUCAGAAAGUUUUUAUUAGAAGAUUAAUAUGGAAGAGACUAGAGCAGGCUUCCUCAACCUCACCCCUCCAGAUGUUUUUGGCCUACAACUCCCAUGAUCCCUAGCUAGCAGGACUAGUGGUCAGGGAUGAUGGGAAUUGUAGUAUCAAAACAUCUGGAGGGCCGAGGUUGAGGAAGCCUGGACUAGAGACUGGGUCUGAAAGGCCCCUUCCACAUGAACGGGCGAAGUUUCUGUUCACAGGCAUAAUAUUUAGCUCCAGACCUUCCUUUGCUCUAAGCAUUCGUAUGAUUCCUCAUUCUAAGUGUUACCUAUUGGUCUGGUAUAUGUCAGGUUAGCAUAUAAAAAACGAGGAAUGUCACAACCUCUUGGAAGAUAAGUUGAUAGCUUAUGCAAUAGCUGAGCAAGGACCUUUGGGACUGUUAGCUACUUGUGGCACAGACCUGCAUUCUUGUUAUGUUGUAAAGUGCCAGGUAUUUUAAUGGCAUUACCACUAGUGCAUCAAAAGAUAAACAAAAAUGUUAUAGCUUAACAGAGACAUCCUGUCUUCCUUCUAGCACCAUGAUUUUUUUCUUUAGCAAAGCUUCAGGAAUUUUUAACAUAUAAUUUGUUUGCACCACUAUAUAUUGCUGAAUUUGUGUAAUGGCAAGUGGCUAUAUUAAAAUAUGAUAAGAUCUGAGAAGGCAUUUACCAUGCGCAUGUGUAGUGUGCACUUCCUAGGCCUUUCACUCUGCAGAAUUUGUGUGAUUAGAAGUUAUAUGAGUACGAAUGUGAAGAAAAUAGACUUGCUUUUUUUAAUUUAAAAAAAAAAUGCUUUUCUUUCUAACAGUUUGAAAAGCCUGGGUCUCGUGAAAAUUUUGAUUAUCCCGACAUGGCUAAAGAAGCAGGUUGGUUCAUCAUAAUGGGGUCUGGCUCACAACUUAUACUGCACUGGGGGAAGGGGGCAGUGUCCUAGAGAAAACUGAGCACUUUGAGGGGUCUGGAGAAGGCGUGGCUCAGCUGCUGUGCCAGUACAUUGCAAUGCUGCUGUGAGAGCAGUUGCAACAGCCCUUGGCAAGGAGCCAUAGGCCUAGGAAGGCCUAUUGCUUGGCCAAUUGUUGCUACCAGUGAAGGAGUUUUGCCAGGUGUGUCUGGGUGUUGUCAGGGUUUGGCAGCGUAGGAUAACAUCAGGGAGGUGGCGAGGAUUGCCCUGGCUAGAGUAGCAUAAAUGUUUAUGUAAAACAAUCUGUUUUUUAACUUUCUUGAAAACUCACUUUAAGUGUGCACUGAUGUCUGCAACGAUGAACCCGUCAUUAGAGUAUUGGUGGGGAACCUCCCCCCCCCAGCCCCGUGAGAGCUAAUUAGGCCUGCUAGGCCUCUGUUGUUGUUAAUUUAUAUACUGCCGUUCACAGAACAGUUUGCAACAUAAAAGAAUACAAAUUUGGUCCGCUAAACUGUUUUGGCCAAGCCACACCCAGUUGCCCUACACUUUAUAUCAGGUGUAGAGCAGGUAAAGCUGUGACUAGGCCAGAAGGGGGUUUGCAAGCACCACUGGUCAGCUGAUCAAUGGCGCCUGCAAAGCCCUACGUAUGACACUUUGCAAGCGCCGACAGAGAGCUGAUUACUGUGGCUUGCAUAGAGUUUGCAGUGCUUUGCAAGGCCCAACAAUCAGUUGACCUGGAGAAGAGGAGGUUAAGGGGUGAUAUGAUAGCCAUGUUCAAAUAUAUAAAAGGAUGUCACAUAGAGGAGGGAGAAAGGUUGUUUUCUGCUGCUCCAGAGAAGCGGACACGGAGCAAUGGAUCCAAACUACAAGAAAGAAGAUUCCACCUAAACAUUAGGAAGAACUUCCUGACAGUAAGAGCUGUUCGACAGUGGAAUUUGCUGCCAAGGAGUGUGGUGGAGUCUCCUUCUUUGGAGGUCUUUAAGCAGAGGCUUGACAACCAUAUGUCAGGAGUGCUCUGAUGGUGUUUCCUGCUUGGCAGGGGGUUGGACUCGAUGGCCAUUGUGGUCUCUUCCAACUCUAUGAUUCUAUGAUUCUAGGGUUUGCAUAUCACUAUUUACUCUAAUGAUUAGACCAGAGCUUUCCAAACUUUUCAUGUUGAUGACACGCUUUUUAGACAUGCGUCGCAACACAGUAGUUCAGUUUUGCUAGCAAACCGGAGGUUAAACUAACCCCUUUCCAGCCCAGGGAGUUGCUGAGGGAAUGUUCACACCACAUAUAGCAGCCGACACACUAACGUGCCGCGACACAGUUUGGAAAGCUCUGGAUUAGACUAUAAUUUCGGAUUUGUUUAAGAAAUAAAUUCAUUUCUUUCAAGAAAAGAAGCCCUACAAGACUUGAGCACUGCAGUGUGAAAGUCCAAGGGCUGAUUAUAAUCUGCUGCUCUGUGGGGAAACCCCUGCAAGCACAUCCCAGCUAUCUGCGAAUGUGCAUACAGUAAUAAGUGACCUGAAGUUACACAGGUGCAGCUGCCUAUCACUGGCAGUGAUUUCUGUAAUUCCAACAGUUUGACAAAACCUUUGCCAGUUACUAUGGUGCUAUGUGAGCUGUAUCCAUGUACAGUGGUACCUCAGGUUAAGUACUUAAUUCGUUCUGCGGGUCCGUUCUGAACCUGAAACUGUUCUUAACCUGAAGCACCACUUUAGCUAAUGGGGCCUCCUGCUACUGCCGUGCCGCCACAGCACGAUUUCUAUUCUUAUCCUGAAACAAAGUUCUUAACCUGAAGCGCUAUUUCUGGGUUAGCGGAGUCUGUAACAUGAAGCGUAUGCAAUGUGAAGCGUAUGUAACCCGAGGUACCACUGUCCACCUAACUCCAAUGACUUGGUAACCCUAUGAAUGUGUCCCUUGAGGCAGUUGGGGCUAUUUCAAAGAACAUCAGGUACUGUAUCUUGCCUGAACUGGCCUAAGUCUUGUAAAAUGUAAUCCGUUUAGGAGUACAGAAGUGUACUUGCAAUCCAUUUGCUUUUCAAAUGUACCUCUUGAAAUGGAGUCCAUCAGUGUUUUGAUUUGUUAUUUAAAUACCCACUGAAAGAUUUAGUAACUUUUUUUUUCAAAUGUUCAGGUCAGAAGGCUCUUGCUGAUGCAGGUGUCCCUUAUUCUUCUGUGGAGCAGGCAUGUGUGGGUUAUGUUUAUGGUAAGUAAUGCUGCUGUUAAGACCUCAACGCUUCGCUUCCUGGGCUUCAUCUGCCACUCCUAAUGUCUGCUUGUUAACCUAAUGCAUCACUGAGGCAGCAGUUUUUCUGUUCUGUCAUUAACUGCUAGCUGUGGCAUUUAAACUGCUCUGAGAUUGGAUGGCGGGGACAGGAUUUGACAAAUUUAUAUAACCAUAUUGGCAUUUCUAAGUGUCUUGUGUCUUGUAUGGUUGUAGGUGUAAGAUGAAUCUCUUAUUCUAGUUUUUUCAACUUGUGUCUGGUGAUAAAAUAGGAAAGGCUAGACUCUUAGUUUUAAAUGGCAUAAAAUACGUGGAAAUCAAUUUAACCCUAUACCUUUUGAUUUGUAACUGCAUAGGCAGCUGAUUAUGAAAAGCUUGCCUGAGAAAAUAUACUUGCUUAUGGGCUCUUGAACACUAAAUGUAUGUACGGUAUUGUUAAAUAUUAAAAACAGAAUGAGUGGCCCUCUAGGGUUUUAGUCUGGAGUCUUCUCAGCCUUACCUGGAGAUACCUAGGAUUGAAUUUUCCUGUCAUAGUGCUAAGAGGUUUGGAGUACUUUAACAGCUCCAGAAGGAGGAUAGAGAAUGCAAUGCUCCUCUGGCCAGUUGUGUGAUUCUGCAUCUUCUUUUUAAUUAUAAAGGUGAUUCAACCUGUGGUCAGCGAGCCAUUUAUCAUAGUUUGGGGCUAACGGGUAUUCCUAUUAUGAAUGUGAACAACAACUGCUCUACUGGAUCAACUGCUUUGUUCAUGGCCAGACAAUUGGUCCAGGGAGGUGAGUUCUGUUUUAGUUCCUACUGCAAAUGCAUAUGGGCUUAGUGUUAUCAGUUCCAUCACUAUAGGAAAUUUAAAAGCCAGCUUUUAGCAUGCUGUGGAAUAUUUUCAGCCAAAUGUUUGAAAAGCUUGGCUGCAGGUCCAGGCCUCCUGCCUGGAUUCAAGUGUAUAAUAUGAAAUUAUGGGUUUUGUUUUGUUUAAAAAAAUAACAUCUACAGUGUAAAGUAUUCAAUAAUUUGUAUUUAAGGUAUGGCUAACUGUGUCCUGGCUCUUGGAUUUGAGAAGAUGGCAAGAGGGUCCCUUUCAUCUCAAGUAAGUAUUGAAGCAAUUUUAAUGCAUGGAAACCAAAGUCAAUUUUGCCUGGCAUAUUUGGGAAACAGAUAGGAUCAUUCCAACUCUCCUUAUUCAAAUACAUCAUUUGCAAAAUGAAGAAGAAGAAAGCCGUGUAUGUAAUGAUGUAUCAUCUACACAAGGCAUUUACAUAAAAAACAUUUAUUAGGAAAUUAAGAGGUUUCUCAAUAUCCAUUUCCUUUUGGCACUGGGCAAACUCACUGUAGCAGAAGGAAUACAGGAUUUUCUCUGCUCUUGAAACUGACUGUAACCUUCACCGCACAAUUUACAGCUGUGAAUGCUGUAGGCCCUGCUGAGAGGUGCUUUUGUGCCACAAGGGCAGAAUAGAUUUUUAAAAUAAAAUAAGUAAAUAUUGUAAGCUGCUGCCCUGAGUAGCUUUUUUGUACUUGUAAAGUGCCAUACUUCAUGAAGGAACUUGACAGUCAUGUCAUAACUACUACAGUGGUACCUCUGGUUACAGACGCUUCAGGUUACAGACUCCUCUAACCCAGAAAUAGUACCUUGGGUUAAGAACUUUGCUUCAGGAUGAGAACAGAAAUCAUGCGGCAGCAUGGCGGCAGCGGGAGGCCCCAUUAGCUAAAGUGGUGCUUCAGGUUAAGAACAGUUUCAGGUUAAGAAUGGACCUCCAGAAUGAAUUCAGUUCUUAACCUGAGAUACCACGGUAUUUAGAAACACAUUUACAAAGAGCAUAACAAAGUAUUGCAUACAGUGGUUCUUAACGGCAAGAUGGAACAUGUGGCGACAUGGGUUUGUGUGUAGUAAUUCUUACUAUUCUAAUGUUCCUUCCUAUAGCAUUGCCCAAUCUCUAGAGCCUUCUCACCGAUUCCUUCAGCUUUCUUCUCAUUCUCUAACAACCCUUAUAUUCAAAGCCACAGCUUCCCACCCCCGUCAAACGUGUGUGAUAUCUACUGUUUCCACAAAGCACAUAGUUAAACAACGGAAUUUGCUCCACAGGAGGUAGUGCUGACCAACAAUUUGCAUGACUUUAAGAGAGGUUUAGAGGAAUUCAUGGAGGAUAGGACUAUCAAUGGCUACCAGGCAUGGUGUCUAUGCUGUGCCUCCACUGUUUGAUGCGGUGUGCCUCUGAAUACCAGUUGCUGGAAACCACAGGAGGGGAGAGUGAUCUCGCACUCAGCUCCUGCUUGUGGACUUCCGAUGAGCCACUGUAAGGAUGCUGGACUAGAUGGGCCUUUGACCUGAUCCAGAAGGGUGUUUUGUACAGUGGUACCUCGGGUUAAGAACUUAAUUCAUUCUGGAGGUCUGUUCUUAACCCGAGGUACCACUUUAGCUAAUGGGGCCUCCCGCUGCUGCCGCCCCAUUUCUGUUCUCAUCCUGAAGCAAAGUUCUUAACUCGAGGUACUGUUUCUGGGUUAGCGGAGUCUGUAACCUAAAGCGUCUGUAACCUGAAGCGUCUGUAACCCGAGGUAUCACUGUAUGUGUGUGUAGUGAAACCUUUCAUAAAUCUGGUGUUCUAUUCUUGAGGCCCAUGCCAUUUUUUAAGCAGAUUUUUGUUCGUAAGGUUUUUUGGUUUUUUUAAAGGGUGAAAAUUAUAAAUAGAGGCCACUCUAUAAACCCUGAACUUGCAGGAAACUUGGGAAAUUUGGUUUGUAGUGUAGUCUCAUGCAGCUUGGGUGGUCCCAAUGUUUCAAGCAAAUUGGUUCUGUACGUUCAGAAGGAAGGCUUUGAAAACGAUGCAUUGAAAAUGCUAGGGGGUUCUUGCAGUAUUUUCUUCCUCUCUUGGGUGAUCUUGAUGUACAGGUGCUGUGGUGUGAAAAACGUACAACUUGUCUUUCAAUUUCAGUUCAUGGACAGGGUGAAUCCCAUGGACAAGCAUAUGGAAGUGAUGAUAAGCAAAUACAAUCUCGCAGCAGCACCAGUUGCCCCACAGCUUUUUGGAAAUGCCGGCAAAGAACACAUGGAGAAAUACGGUAUUACUUAUGUUUGUCAACUAUAUUACCAUUGCAAGAAAACACAUUCAGUAACCUCCUUCCUGUUUUAAUUAAUGAUGUGUUGGAUGAUUGUCUGAAGACCUGUGUGUAGAAAUAAUUGACUCCCAGAACAGGUCGUUUUUGAGACUUUAGCCCCCAUCUGCAAUAUACAUUUUAAGGAGUUUCAUACCACUUUAUACAGUCGUGACCUUCCUCCCAAAGAAUUCUAGGACGUGUAGUUUGUGACAGGUGCUGAGAGUUGUUAGGAGAUUCAUAUCCCCCUCACAGAGGUACAAUUUCAGAGUGGUUUUAGCAGUAAAUCCUUCUAUGGGAACUCUGGGAAUUGUAGCUCUCUGAGGGAAUUAGGGGUCUUCUGACAACUCUCAGCACCCUUUAACAAACUUCAGUUCCCAUAAUUCUUUGGAGGAAGAGGACAUGGCUGUUUAAAGUGGUAUGAUACUGCUUUAUAUGUACAGUAUGGUCUUCCCUCUUGCAAUUUUUUUCCAGUGGUAGCAACAGCAAUCUUUGCUGCCUGCUACAGUGGUGCCUCGCAAGACGAAAUUAAUCCGUUCCGCGAGAGUCUUCGUCUAGCGGUUUUUUCGUCUUGCGAAGCAAGCCCAUUGACGGAUUAGCGCUAUUAGCGCUAUUAGCGGUUUAGCGGCUAUUAAAGGCUUAAAGGCUUAGGGGAUUAGCUGCUAAAAGGCUAUGAAAGGCUAUUAAAGGCUUAGCAGAUUAGAUAAAGGGGGGGGAAAGCGAAAAAAAAAUUCAAGACUCGCAAGACAUUUUCGUCUUGCGAAGCAAGCCCAUAGGGGAAUUCGUCCUGCGAAGCAACUCCAAAACGGAAAACCCUUUCGUCUAGCGGUUUUUCCGUCUUGCGAGGCAUUCGUCUUGCGGGGCACCACUGUAUAUCUUUUGCUUUUGCUCUGUUGGCUAUUACUUGCUUUUCAUACAAUAUAGCACCUGCAAAUGUGUAACUGCUAAAUUAAGCACCUUGUGAGCUGGAAUUGAGUCAAAAGCAGCUUAUGACAUAAGCAUUUAAUAGGAAGCUUUUAUACUAGGUCUAUGAACAUUUUGAAGUAUGGGGUUAUCAUUUAUAUAAGUAAUAUUGUUCCACCCCCCAAGCUUUUUGACUGGUUUGUCUCUCUCUCUCUCUAUUAAGGAUCAAAACAAGAACAUUUCGCCAAAAUUGCAUGGAAGAAUCAUAAACAUUCAACCAACAAUCCGUAAGUACACUAUUUGUGCAGUAUUCAGGGGAAAAGAUAGAUUUAGGGUUCCAUCCAACUCAUUUCUACCUGCAGUAAGCCACUAAAAUUAAUGGAGCUUAAGUUAGUCCUGUCCAUUAAUUUCAUAUAGUCUAUUCCAAGUAUCGUGAAUGUUAGGUAACAAUACCAAGAAAAGAUUUUGCAUGAUAGGAAAACGUGAAACUUCAAAAGAUUCCAGUUUUAUAGACAGACCAAUUAUUUCCUCAUCGCUGAAAAGCAUAAAUUUAGGACGUUUUUAUGUAUAAAUGGCUAGCUAUAUACCAUUAUAGCUAAGUUUCACAGCAGCAGCAGUUCAGGCCAUAGCUUUCAACAUUUCCCUUUUUUUAAGGGAAAUUCCCUUAUUCCGAAUAGGAUUCCUCGCAAGAAAAGGGAAAAGUUGACAGCUAUGGUUCAGGCACCCUCCACCAUGCCUAUAUGCACCUCCAGCUGAGAGUGCCCUCUCACCAGCUGCUGAGGGGAGAGGAAGCAGCGGCUCAUCUUUUGUGCUGAGAUUCAGGUUGGACCUGCUGAAUUACUAUGACCUUCUGGAAUGUGUAACUAAGGUCUAGAUUCCAAGUUUGUUUUUCCCCCUUUCCCUUUCCUAUCAUAUCUCUUUCAAUUGUAGGCCAUAGGGUAGGGGCCGUCUUAUUUCUGAUCUUGUAAUGAGUUCCAGGAGCCUUUUUCCUCCCUGAAAAAUACUUAAAUGAUGUAGAGAAGCAGUGGCACACAGAAAACAAGAGUCAGAGAACAAUUGACUCAGGUGGGCCAUAACCUCCAUGCAUGGCUCGGGUGUGCCUAUAGACUCUAGUAUAUGGGAGAGGGAGGAAAACUCUUUGUCCAUCAUGCAUAAUGUUAUUUUGGACGAGGUGGACUUUGGCUUGAUGUGCAAAGUAGUUCCUAUGUUCUCACACUCUGUUCACAUAAGGCUGUUGUAUUGUAGAAUAAAUAAAAGGUGCCAAUUUCUCUGUAUUGAGGAGUAUUAUAUUAAUUGAGAUGCAAUUUCCCUUUGUAUUUUCCCCUUAGGAAUUCUCAGUUUCAAAAGGAGUACAGUUUGGACGAAGUGUUGCAGUCACGUAAAGUUUUUGAUUACUUAACAAUACUACAGUGUUGGUAAGAAUAGUGUUGCACUCCUCUCAACUUCUUAAUUUUAUUCUGCUAGUUUGUGGUCUUAUUUUUAGAAAAUACUUUUUCUCACUGUAUCUAGCCAUAGAUCAAAAUACGUGCUAGGUCUUCCUAAGGAAAAAAACGUGAUUCCUUCUAUCCCUGUGCAGUUCUUUCUUCUGUUAAGGAUUCAGUGCUCUCAGAAGUAAUAUUUCUGAGCUACCUAUGAUCUGUUAAACCGGAAAUCCUGGAGAUGGUACCUGGGGCAUUCUGUAUGCAAGAAAUGGGAUUGAUGGCCCAUCUCUACGUGCCGUCCCUAAGGGCCUUAUCCAUGCAUUGCUUGUGUGUGGCAUAAAUGUAUAGAGAAUGGAGCAGGACACACAGCAAGCCCUGCUCCUGAUGGGGCAUUUCUCUCUCUUCCUUACCCUACACCUGUGCAUUGUGCACGAUUGUGGUAGAGAAGAAAGCGUAAUGUGUGAGCUCUUGCUCAUGAGUAGGAGUGCCACAUGUAGGGGGCAUCCAGUUGUGCAGUAAAGCGGGGGGCAGGGGGAAGGCAUAUAUUAUAGGGAGCCCUUCUGGUCUGCAAAGAAGUACUGAUUUCUGCAACACAUGAAGUGGCCCUUUCUCUGGAGAUGAAAAAGGGAGCUUCUGCUUGAGCUCCCUGCCUAAAUUUCAGUUCACUAGCAUUAUGGAAUGCCAUUCAACUUUUCAUUGACUUAGGAAAGCUCGCUAUAACAUAAUUGUCUUUGUUCCAGAAGCUUUUGAAAUAAUGACUUUUAUAGCACAUGUAACUACCGUAUUUUUCGCCCUAUAGGACGCACUUUUUCCCCUCCAAAAAUGAAGGGGAAAUCUGUGUGCGUCCUAUGGGGCGAAUGCAGGCUUUCGCUGAAGCCUGGAGAGCGAGAGGGGCCGGUGCGCACCGACCCCUCUUGCUCUCCAGGCUUCAGGAAGCUAUCUGCAAGCCUUGCGCGCCCAGCGGGAGUUCCCCCGGGCGCGCAAGGCUUGCGGGCGGCAGCCCGGAGCACGGGGCGCCCUCUGGAGGACGCCCCGUGCUUCGCGCAGGUGUCCGCAAGCCUUGCGCGCCCGGCGGGAGUUGCUGCCGGGCUGGCAAGGCUUGCGGAUAGCAGCCUGUUCUGGGGGCUGGGGUCGGGGGAAGCUCGGGCUUCCCCCGCCCCAGCCCCGCAGCUGGGGGGGGGGAAUAAAAUUUUUAAAUUCAUUCCCCCCCCCCCCAAAAAUGAGGUGCGUCCUAUGGGCCAGUGCGCCCUAUAGGGCGAAAAAUACAGUAUAUACAUUGGAUUCUAUCAACUAAGCCUACUCACAGUAGACCCACUGAAACCAAUAAAGUUAGUUAUGUGUAUUGAUUUCAGUGUGUCUACUUGCAGUAUGAUUUGGUCACCGACAACCCCAUUUCUUUGUCUUGUGUGGAUUAAAGUGUGAUUGCUUUUAUGAUCAGUUUGAUCUUCAGAGUGAUGCUGUUAAGCUUCUUUGGACCAGUAAUUGACUUUUCUUUUGCUCCUAACGGGUAAUUCAAUUUGCAUUGUGAAUGAUAAUUGCCCCUUCCCCCUCUUCUGGAUGUGAAAUUCAGUAUAUAUUGAUUAAGUGACUCUCAAACUCUGCAUCUCUUUCAGCCCAACAUCUGAUGGGGCAGCAGCAGCGGUGCUGGCUAGUGAAGAGUUUGUGAGGAAGAAUGGGUUGGAGUCAAAAGCCGUUGAAAUUGUGGCCCAGGAGAUGAUGACUGAUCUUCCAAGCACAUUUGUAGAGAACAGCUGCAUUAAAGCGGUAGGCUUGCUAUUCUAACAUAUGCAUUGGCACUUGCUUUCAGUUAAUGUGUUCUGCAUUUGAGGAGACUUAGAAGUGGCGAGAAAGGCGCUUGCAGCUGACGCACAGAUAAUGGUAGUCCUGGUAGCCACAAGGUACUUGCGUGUGAUCUCUGCGGUAGUGGGGUUGGUUGGUUGGCAUCUUUCUUUCUUGAGAGACAGUGAAGUGCGUCUCCAGGGGUGAAGUCAAACUUUUGCAUUUGCAGCACCCAAGUAACCUCCCCCUAGUGCAUGGGUAGGCAACCUAAGGCCUGGAGGCUGGAUGCAGCCCAAUCACCUUCUAAAUCCGGUCCACAGGUGGUCCAGGAAUCAGCAUGUUUUUACAUGAGUAGAAUGUCUCCUUUUAUUAAAAAUGCACCUCGGGGUUAUUUGUGGGGCCUGCCUGGUGUUUUUACAUGAGUAGAAUGUGUGCUUUUAUUUAAAAUGCAUCUCUGGUUUAUUUGUGGGGCAUAGGAAUUCGUUCAUCCCCCCCCAAAAAAUAUAGUCCAGCCCCCCACAAGGACUGAGGGACCGCGGACCGCCCCCCUGCUGAAAAAGUAUGCUGACCCCUGCCCUAGUGCAAGCCUGAGCAGUGUGUAUGGAGGUCCUAGACAACAAGACCCCUCUCUUGGCCUUGUUGAUGUGGUCCAAAGGAAAGCAGAGCUCCACCAGCUUGAUUGCAGGAGUUGCUGGAAGGAGGUGUGCAAGGCGCCAUCCACCUGUCUUAAGGUUUGCACUCCGGAUUUUUGUAGCCUUUACUUCUUAGCUUUUUCUUCUCCUGAAGAUGUCCUGCAAGACAGCAGAGCUUUAGGAUCAGAGUUUUCCUUUUCCUAUGGCCUACCUUCCCAGGUUGACAAGCCCCAUCUGCCCCUCACUUCCCUCCACAGCACGUGCAGAAACCACCUUCUUGUCUCGUCUGCUCAAUCUACCCAAGCCUGUCUUUGCAUGCAGGUGCCAUUUCUAAUUCACUGAGGGUUUGAGACCCACUGGCUAAAAAGAAUAGUUUAUUUAUUGCUACAUGCAUAUCCCAUCCUUCUGCCAAGGAUCUUAAUGUGGCACACAUGGCUUUUGCAGCAUCCCUUGAUUGGUGAAAUGCCUGGAUACUGACAUUUUGUAUUUGUGCAGGCCAUUUAUUUGUUACAAAUAUUAUAAUGAUGGGAUAUGUCCUGGAUUUUCAGAAUUUGCGAAGCAUUAACUUUGACAGGAGUUGAGCGAAUAAGAGCUAUUAGUUCAAAUACAAGUCUGUUAUAUUUUGUUAAUAGGUUGGCUUUGAUAUGACAAAGGAGGCUGCAAAAAGAUGUUAUUCAAAAGCAGGCCUGAGACCAGAAGAUGUGGACGUGAUAGAACUUCAUGACUGUUUCUCUGCUAAUGAAUUAAUAACUUACGAAGCUCUGGGACUUUGUCCUGAAGGUAUUCUUUAAAUAUUAACAUUGGGCACAAUCCAGCCUACAGUUUAAUUCACUUAAGUCCCCAGUUAAUUCCUCAAAGCUGACCUCUGGAGGAAAGGUAAGUUGACAGAAGCAUACAGCCUGAGGCCCUGCCCACAUGCUUCCUGAAGUUGGGCUUAUUUCUCUUUCUUACUCGUUUCUUUCCAGUUGUGAAUAAUGUGUAGCUUUAGCAAUGGGGGAGUAUUGAGCACUAGCCUUCCCCCCCCCCCCCCGAGUCUGUAUUGAGACUAGGGAAUUUUGCUUCUCUAAGUGUCUCAUUUUUCCAGACUUAAAUUUAGUUCUCCACAUUUUGCACCAAUUAGUGACUUUUUUAAAAUCCUCAUUACUACUCACCAGUAUUUUAGUGCAAAUCUCUCCUAAUAAACCCGUUUCCUGUGCUGUUUUGACUACUGUAGAAAUAUUUUUGCAGACGAUUUCACUUAAUAUAACCCAUUUUUGUGUUACUUUCACAGUACAUUUUUAUGCGCACUUUCCCUUUUUGUAACAAAUGUUGCUUGGCAAACUGCAUAGCAAAAUUCAGAGGUGUGAAUUUCAAAAGAUAGCUGUGCUGCAGUUUGCAUUUUGUUUUGGAAAGUGAGAAUUCAACAGAUGAGAUUUGAAAUGAGGCCUGAAUCAAAUUGCUCCCCCAACCCUAAUUAGGACAGGUUCUAUUCAACUUUUUAAAAAUGCUAUUUAGUUCGCAAUGGCUAGUCCUCUAGCUAAGCUUGCAGAGGACACAAAAUGAUUCAGGAUAGAAAAAUCCAAACUCUCCAGACUUGGAUGAACAGGCAACAAAAUGGCAAAUGAGAUUCUAUGUAAGUAAAUGCAAAGCAUUGUGUACACACAGGGGCAAAAAUCCUAAUUUGAUUUAUAGCAUGGAUUUUGAACCUUCUGAGAUAGAGGUCCACAAUCUCUCAUGGGAAAUCUUUGUGGGGCUGACAGGCUGCUUGUGUGGACAUCAGAAAGCAACCUUUGCAACUUAUAUGCACUGUGCUAGUAUGGUGUUCAGGACAGAGUAGUGAAUUUGGACUAGGGAGACACGAUUAGGCAUAUAAGCACAAACCUGCCAUUUGCAGAAUUAUUCCUGGCUGUCAUGUUCAAUAUGACCUGCACAUACUUAGGUCUAUGGUCAAUACAGUGGUACCUCGGGUUAAGUACUUAAUUCGUUCCAGAGGUCCGUACUUAACCUGAAACUGUUCUUAACCUGAAGCACCACUUUAGCUAAUGGGACCUCCCGCUGCCGCCGCACCGCCAGAGCAUGAUUUCUGUUCUCAUCCUGAAGCAAAGUUCUUAACCUGAAGCACUAUUUCUGGGUUAGCGGAGUGUGUAACCUGAAGCGUAUGUAACCUGAAGCGUAUGUAACCUGAGGUACCACUGUAAUCCCUUAUCGUUUACCGAAAAACAAUUAUGAAUGUUAUUCCUCUUCAUGCCACUAGGGGGGUACGUGGUCAUAAUAAAGGAGAACACUUGGAAGCCAACAGAAAAGGCUACAUAAGCAUGAUCUGCAUCUAUUUUUCUUAGCAAAACUUCAAGUAUCUUUUAGUCAGUGACUCAUCAGUGGUUCCCCCUCCCCUUUAAGUUGGGGUGUUAGCAUCCCGUAUGGCUCAGAUAUUUUCUAUACUUAUCAAUAUAUAAACACUCCUUUUUCCUAUGUUGAUGGUGAGUUAUCUUAAAGUGGUUGGCUUUGUAAUCCUCUGCCAGCCAUUAAUCCUUUCUCCCUGCAUUCUGUGGAGUAUGUCAGUUUGGUCCUUUCAGUGUCUGGGAAUUGUUGAGAAAUGGCACUUCGUUCAGUGCACAUGUCACUUUGUUCUCUGUGUUUUGCGUAGGUUGUUGAUGAUGUGGCAUCUUGUAUAGGCAAUGCUAAUCCCAGCCAAAGUCCUUCAGUUCUGCAUCCUUGACAAAUGCCUUGUGAUUGUUUUCCCCAGCACAAAGCUGCUUUGGGAGUGGAUCACCUGGAGCAGAGCCAGUUUGGACUGAAGGGAUGCUUAACCUUUUUCCUGCCUCUUGCUCCUCCGUCCCAGUUUUCUCCCUGCAGGGUUUUUAAUUGUGACAGGCAGGCAAAGGGUUGAGAACUUUCCCAAAGCUUCUGCUUCUCAGAAAGGCUUCCAUAGGCUUAGCUGUAACAUUUCUCAGAAAUAUUUUUUGCUGGAAGGUUUAUUUCCAAGAAAAACUCGGUGGCAGGAUCACAGGCUAUAUGCUUCAAAUUAAAGCCAUUAUGCCAUAGUGCCUAAUGAAGUCCUCUCAUCUCCCCACUAUUACAUUGUAUUAACUGCAAGAGUGUCAGAUUUAUUGAACUUAAUGCAAACCCUUGUGCCUUCCAGGAUUUUUCUUAACGCAAAAAAAACCCCAAAAACAAAAACAUAAGUUGCAUUAGAACAGUGAAUUGAAGUGUGGCUUGACAUCUGAUCAUGUGUGUUGGACAAGUUUAUGUAAGAACAUAAAAUGAGCCUGCUGGAUCAGACCAGUGGCCCAUCCAGUUCAGUGCCAGAUGCUUAUGGGAAGCCUGUGUGCUAAGAGAGGAGCUCAACAACUUAUACUGAUGAAUAGGGCGAGUCUUAUAAUCCUUUCAACUGGAUAACAUCUAUGUGUACCUAGGGGAUUUAAUUUAAGAUGCACGUAUUAUUAAUCUAUCCUGUCUCUCUCUCUUUUAGGAGGAGCUGGUGAGCUGAUUGACCGAGGAGACAAUACCUAUGGUGGGAAAUGGGUCAUAAAUCCAAGUGGUGGCUUGAUUUCAAAAGGACACCCACUGGGUGCCACAGGUAACUCAAUGUACCGGUAAUCUUUUUAUCUAGUGCUUUUAGUAUUUGCAUAUGGGAAACAUGUUUGUGUGUUACUUUGAGCGAGGUUUUUAUUAGGCCACCUUUUAUUUGAUUUAGAACAGUUGCUAGUAACUACUGGAUUUGCUGAUCUGCCAUUUUGACAAGGCUGAAUUGCAGAGACUUUGUCGCCUGCCAUAGUCUCCAGGUACUCCUGAACUACAGUCCUAUAUUCUGUAACCUGGGAGUAAAUCCCAGUGGGAUUUCACUUGUGAGUAGGCAUGGAUCAAACUGCACUCUUAAAGCACAGGGCCGGUAAAUCCUUAUUUAGGUGGAGUCCAACAUAAUGCUAAGUGAAAAUUCCAUCAAUGCAAUGAUUUCUGCUUCUCUAAUGGAGUAUUCUUUCCCUCUCAUCCCCAACCAUCUGAAGCAGAUUUGCAGAGGGGCACACAUUGAGGGCAAGGAAGUCCCCUGCAGAAAUGGAAAUCCUUGCACUGAUGAAAGGCAAUAAUUGAAUACCAACCUUUGUUUUCCACUCUCCUGCUUUCACGGGCAUCUGCUUCUAGUAGGCUAGGGGGAGGCAGGUUGAGUGUCUUGCCCUGGCAACUUUUGGACCAGAUGGACUGGGAGUGCUGCACAGGCUUCUGAAUUAUUCAGCUUUGUUCCAUGCUUUAACACUUCAUAAAAGGUAAAGGUAAAGGGACCGCUGACCAGUAGGUCCAGUCGCAGACGGCUCUGGGGUUGCGGCGCUCAUCUCGCUUUAUUGGCCGAGGGAGCCGGCGUACAGCUUCCGGGUCAUGUGGCCAGCAUGACUAAGCCACUUCUGGCGAACCAGAGCAGUACAUGGAAACGCCAUUUACCUUCCCACCAGAGCGGUACCUAUUUAUCUACUUGCACUUUGACAUGCUUUCAAACUGCUAGGUUGGCAGGAGCAGGGACCGAGCAACGGGAGCUCACCCCAUCUUGGGGAUUUGAAUCGCCGACCUUCUGAUCGGCAAGCCCUAGGCUCUGUGGUUUAACCCACUGCGCCACCCACGUCCCUUCAUACAUUAGCAUUAAUCCUAGCUGAGUGUCACUGAGAAAUGCAGCAUGUCUCUUUCUGUCACAAGUCCACCCAUGGAAUAGCAGUGGGAAAAAAUUUUCACACAUCCGUGUUUGAUGUUUUCAUCCUAAACAGAAACUGAUCUGCUUGCCAAAAUUUUUGCAUUUUGAAGCUCUUGCAAACUCUUCAUCAAAAAUGUGGUGCUUUUUAGCAGAUUUAAGCUGCCCUUGUUUCAGGGAAAAAAUCAGACAGUGGCCCAACUAGUUCAGUAUUGUCUACACUGACUGAGAAGUCCACAGCUGGUUUAUUAGUAAAGCACAGCCCAUAACAGGAACUCAGAAUGAACUGAAACAUUGCAGAUAAUUUGUGACUUUUUGCAUGAGUUUCAGCACAAUGCUGAUGUUUCUCCAGUUUCCAUCCUAUUCACCCUAUUCAUGGACAUCAUGGAUGGAUAAAGUUGUGCUUAUUCUAGAGUUAAUCCUGUUUUAAAGAUUGCUGUAAGAUAUGAUUUGAUUUUGUUUUGGAAAAACUUUCAAGACUUGGGACUCCUGGCGAUUUAACUUAGAUUGUUUAUCAUUUCUUCCACCUAUUUUUGGCCUAUUUUUGCAGCCAUGAGCCCUGUGGAACGCUGUUCCUCAGGGUGGCUCACCAGGCACCAACACUGAUAUCCUUUUGGCCACAGGCAAAGAUGUUUCUCUUUCCCCAGGCAUUUGAGUAUUUUGUUUAUCUUUACAGCGGUAUUCAUCCUUUUGAGGGCUGUCUCUUGUGGUUAGACCUGAGAUAGAAGGGUUGUUGCUAUGGCCUGAUUACUGUGCUUUGCUUUUAAUUAACUUGUUUUUCAUAUAUUGCAUAUUUUUCUAUUAUUUGUAAGUUACUUUGAGACAGUGGUGUAAAGUGACUAACAACCUUAAACAGUGAUAAUAAAAAUUGUAAAAAUAAUACUGGAAACUUUUUUUAAGAAAGCCAAGUUCUUAAAAUUUAAUAGGAAGUUGUAGAAAGGUCUAAAGUAGAAAUGUCACAUUUUGCCCCCCUCCCCAUUACUACAAUAACUUAAAUUUGGACAUGGAUUCUUUGGACUCUUGUGCUAUGGUAGAUUGCGGUCUACCUCCUCAAUAAGCAAUGUGGCCCUCUAAUUUACUAUCUGUUCUUUCAAAAGUGGUGGCAGGAAUUUAUCAGUUAAUUUAUCAGCCCUUUAAAAUAUUGAACCAUACAUUUGAACUAGUUUGUUAGCUUCGUUAUGAUCUGUGGCAUGGAAGAAUUUUUUCUGUGCUUCCUUACUGGGCCUCCUUGUAAUCUGAACAUUGAGGGCUAGAGUGUUAAGGGUGUCAAGGAUUCUGCUGGUGUGCAGAAAGUUGGACUUCAGCCCUGCAGUUCUGUGCAAACAAGGGUUUGACAGAAGUUGCAUGAUUGUUUGGGCAGACUUCAGCAUUGAUCUUGGAGGGAGAUCACUCUUUGGUCAGAGUGAUGCAAUCUCCUAUGCUAUAGAAACUUUGUCACUCCGCAGCUUUUUUAGUGCUUCGUAUAUGUGCAGGAGGUGAUGUUCCUCCACCUCCUUGAGCUAGUCUGUUGGCAACAUCCUGAGAGCUAAGGGCUCCCCCCUGAGAGAUGGGAUGUACAGCACACAGUAGCAUCUUGUCUGCUUUGUCAUUAUGGUUUGGUUUCUAGUCUUUAUAGUAGAUACCCUCCACUUGUGUAGUUGAAGGUGGGGAACUGUGACCCUCUAGAUGUUGUUGGAUCCCAACUCUCAUGGGAGUUGAAGUCCACUAACAUCUGGAGGGCCACAGGUUUCCUAUUCCUGAUGUCCUGAAAGAGAUCACAUCCUGGCCAGGAAUAGAGCUGGAUGUCUUCAAGAAGCGAUGGCCUAGUUUGUGAGCUACUAUGAGAAGGCAGACUUGCUUUGGGUGUUCUAAUAAUUGCAUUCUGGCUCUAUGGGUGGUUCUUGGAAGGCAGCUAUUUUAUUUCGUCAUGUGUCUUGGGAGAGGUGACUGUCUUACAUCCUGCAAGGUGAACUUGAAAAGCUCUGGACUGACAUUGGCGUAGCCUUGACUCUCUAAUGGAUCGCAGUGGAAAUUGAGGAGGCGCUGUGAUGCAGAAUAGGAUUUAGGACCACCACAUCUCAUUGCCAAGUUUCAUUUACCCCUAAAUAGCUGAAAUGUGAUCACAGCUGAAGUUAAGUGGCAGAUCUAUUGUUUGCAGCAAGGGUGGCUAAACUGUGGUGACCCAGCUGAGCAUGCCAGAUUCCAGGGUAGCCAGUGCUCAGAGGUAAUGGAAGUUGCCGUUCAACUAUAUAUCUGAGGACUACAAGCUUUGGAUUAAUUUGUUUAAGAAUCCAACCUAAGGAGACUGAUAGGACGUCUUAGGAAAACAAUGUAUUAGCUAGGUUAUAUUCACUAGAGUUGCCUCAGUGUCAUGAAAAAUGCUUUCUAAAGAAUACCUCAACUCCAAGCGUGCUGUGAGUCAGAAGGCUUGAUUUCUGAGGAAAACUUUUAGAGGCUUUAUUCAGAGUCUGUUUUUUCACUGGUGGUGGUGGUGAUUUUUAUUAUGCUUUCUUUUGUGGUUGUGUGUCUGAAAUAAGCUGUUCUGAAAUAUGUGGCAAGAAGAGGUAUCUAUCUUAAAAUUUUGAAGUUACUAAAAACUUGUUUGGAGCAUUUUUAAAGACUUCUGUCUGACGCACAUUUAAGCUAGGUGUGAAGCUCAUUGAACAAAACGAGCUUACUUCUGAAUAAACAUGUACAGACUUGGCCAUGAGCUCCAAUAUUUUAAUAAACAGGAAAAAUAUACUACGAUCCAGCCUCACAUGAAAUUUGGGACGGCAUUUUGUUUCCCAGCCACUCGGUAUAUAUUGAAACAUUUACUGUUUAAAGGCUCGUGUUAAUAGCUGUUGUUUUAAUGUAUCUUUUAAGCAUAAAGGAUUCAUUCUGAUUUGCUCAAACAUUUGACCCACUUCCUUUUGCUUCCUCUUGGUUGGGCGUAAUGAAACAGCAUGAUGCUCUUAUAAUACAGCUUGAUCUACAUUCUCUGCAUUUGAUGCAUUAGGUCUGGCUCAGUGUGCUGAACUCUGCUGGCAGCUAAGAGGAGAAGCCGGAAAGAGGCAGGUUCCCUGUGCAAAGGUUGCUUUGCAGCAUAACUUAGGCCUUGGAGGUGCUGUGGUCAUAACUCUGUACAGAAUGGGCUUUCCUGAGGCUGCAAGGUGAGCUUUUAAUUUUUGUGUGUGUGCACCCUCUUUUCCAGACCUAUUAUUUGUAAUCUUACUCAGUUUAUCUCAUUUACUUUGAAUAUAGAAUCUUAUCCAGACAACUGCCAUACAGAACUAAAUAGUUUGAAAUCCCAUGUCCUGUUGCAUGGUCUUAGUGGCUUAUUUCUGCAUAUGUGUUCUGCUUUAAUACCAAAUUAAUUAAACAAGGAGAAAGUCGGGGGUCCUUUUGUUUCUUUAUAGCAGGCAGGAUAUUGCUUGUAAAUACAAAUCUGUGGCUCAGCAUUUUAUUUUUUUAGGGCUAGCUACUCUGGUUUCUUCAGCCGCUGGAAACUUUAAUUGUGGUUUUGGUUAUGGAUAGAAUUGCUGUGUCUUAAUCAUGUUCUCUGAAGUCUGGUUCCAUGUUGAAACAAGAAAACAAAAACUUAAAAGUAAACAACAGUUAAAGGAAUGUGCAGAAUUGGCAGUUUCAAAACGGUUUAGAAAACUAAAAACAGGCAUUGGAGAUGAGGGCUAUAAACUCUGCGUGCUUUUUUUUUUUUUUAAAAUGUCUCAAUACUUCUGCAUACAUAGUAAGGAAAUUGACUUGCAAAUUACUCACAGUUCACUGCCUGUGGGUUUCUAUUUUAUUUGGCUGCUGAGAAGAUUCAAAUAACAUCCUAAAGGUUCCACAUUAAAAGCCAUUAAAAUUAGAUUGCAGGAAAUAUACCUAAGCUUCAUAAAUUCUUUUGUAGAUUUUUGUGCCGAUAGUGAAGCAAGUCACAGGUGUUUGUCGUGUACUUUUACACUGCAACCUGGAUUUUCCUCCUCCUGUAUUCCAAUUUGGGUUUUGUGGGCUCUUGGAAAUGUUUUUCAAGUCAAGUGAGAGCCACCCACGCUAGAAGAUAAACUUCUUUAGAGACGUUUGAUUCAUAUGAGCAAGAGUAAGAAACACUGAUUGAUUGCUAUCAAAUUAAUGAAAGGUUUCUUUGAGCGGAGGCUGUUUGGGUUUGGCUGUUUCAGGGUUGGAAAGCCCUUAAGUGUGGGAGUAAUUGCCAAUCUUCAGCUGGCCUCUCCUAAGGACUCACAUUUGCACCUUUGUACACACGUCUGCACACUCACAUGCACAUUCAUGCGUGCAGUCUGGUCUCCAUUUUCAUCUAUAGAUCUCUCGCUUUCAAAACUGGGUUUAACAGUACUCAUAACACUGGAUUUGUAGGCUUUCGUUCCACAGAAGUGCUUUGCUACUUUGCAUUUUAGAGCAGAGGAACUUGCUCUUCAGCCCUCUGAAAUGUUAGUGCUGGAAUCUAUGCUAAUAAUUCUCUUUAUUGAUUCACAAAUGCUUCUCUUUUAUGGCACAAAUGUUGAAAGGCAUGCUGGACUAUAGGCUUGGCUGCUCUAUAGUUCAUAGCAGGCUGCCUGAAUAAGAACUGGCCUACGAUACAAAAUCAGUUCUUUUGAUGCCCUAUAAUUUGUUUGUUUAGAAAACUUACACUCCACCCUUCUAACAUAUUUGCAUUUCCCACCUUAACAACAAUUAAAAACAAAAACAAUUCCUUAAAAUAAAUAAAACAGCUUGGAAAUGGAACCAAGCUUAGCAGAUAAAAACAUUCCAAAAUGAGGGUUUGCGGCAAAUAAACAAAUCUACGAGAAAUCUCCUUACUACAACAGGAAAUUUUUAAUUUUAAAACGACACUUCACCAUCUAAGGUAUUCCACAGUCUGGGCAAUCAGCUACCAAGGUCUACCAGAAAAGCAAGCAUGGAAGGGUUAAAAGAAUGGCUGGGGAGCAGUUAUAAGUUGGGACUUGAAACCCAAAGAUGUAGCAUAGUGCCAGGAUAUUUCCUUGAAAGGUAUGAUGAAAACACUGAAAAGGUUGACCUACACAUAUAAUGAUGCUCACAGACUUGGAUGGGUUUAAAAGAGGAGGAGGACAAAUUUAUAGUAGCUAAGGCUAUGUUCUUCCACUGUCAAAGGUAGCAUGCAUUUGAAUACCUGUUGCUAAGAUUCACAGUUGUGGAGAAUGCUGUUGCAGUAAGGUCCUGUUUUCAGGCUUCCCAUAGUCCUCUUUUUGGCCACUGAGAGAACAGGUUCGGGCCAUUAGCCUGAUCUAUCAUGACUGCUUUUAUGUUUUGAGGCCACUAUCUCCAUGCGUAAUGUUCUGGAUUUUAAAUAGUCCUGGGAUCAUAUAAUUGCUGAAGUCUCUUCAUCAUAGCACAAUAUAUGGUGUUUCUCAUGCUGAACUAGUAAAAUGAACCUUUAAACAUUUGAUGCAUUUAGAUUCUUUCCCAACAUAUAUAAUGCAAUCUAUCCUAAGUUCUUGAUAUAUUUCCCAAGGGUUUAGGAUAGAUUGCAUUUUCUCAUCACAGAAUCCACUGAGGAAGAUGAGGCUCAGAGAUGGUGAUUUGCCAAAUGUGAAUUUCAGACAUCUAAAUCAAGUGCUUUUUCAGAAGAUAAAACCAGUUAGAUUUUGCUUGUAUUGUAGCUGCCUCUGGCUAUCUAAUUGCAAAAUCAUGUUGUUAGAUCUUCCCUGAUUAUGCAGCUUGGUUAUGCAACUGAAGCUGGGAGUUAAUAGCGGGUAAUUAGGUGAGAGGUGACUUUGUUCCACAGUUUCAUUGUACACUUGCCAUAAUUACUGUUUACUGUUAAAGUUACUAUGCUGAGAUUGUUUACCUCUAGUAAUUAGUCUAAUCAGUAUAGAAAAUUGGAUUUCGCUUAUGUGGUGUGAACAGACAGAAUUGUGUGUCCCCACACCCAAUAUUGGUAUAUUAUUUUUUUCUCCAAAAAAGCAAAAUACUCGUAUUAGGGUGAAAGGAAUAUGCAAAAUGCCUCUCUCAUCUGUGUUUUUAGUGAGUGCAAGGGCAAGCACUAGAGAAAUAUCUCUCCAUCCUUCUGAAUUACAAGGAUGAUAGAAGUUCAGUUUCUUUUAAUGUCCUUUUCCCCCCUGUGGGAUUCUGGAGGGAUUUCAAAAACCCCAGCAGAAUUUGAUGAUGUGACCCUUAUUUGUUUGCAUGUGGGCAAUAUUCUGAGAAAUAUAAGUGGAGUCAUGGUUACCCCCUUACUACACUUCUUGGAUCAUAUUAAUUGUCUAGCCACCAUAUCACAGAGACAUCUAUGGUUCUUCAAUUUGAAAUAAUUGAAAGAGAUGACAUUCCCAUGCUUACACAUGGGUACACAAAAUACACUUUGGGGUUUGUGCUACAGUCACUCAGGUAAGCUUAACAAAUCUUUGUGUGACUUUCUCCCAUUUCAGGAAUAGGCAAAUCCAAGCUAUUCCCACCAGGGCAGCUGUGGAUGGGUUUAAGGCAGAUUUUGUCUUCAAAGAAAUUGAAAAGAAACUUCAAGAGGUAUGUAAAGUAACAAAACAUGUUUAUGGAAUAAUUUUGCAAAGUUGCAGUUCAUGUUUUGGCAAAGGAUUAACGGUAAAACAUGCAAACAAUUACUUUCCUUGAAACAAACUUGUUUGCCAAUUAUUGUUCCGGUUAGAAGUCAAAUUAAUAGUCAAGUUGAACAUUUUUAUUUCCAAUGAUUCCUUGCCCCCUUACCCACAAAAAAGGUUAUCCAAAGCAGGGCACAAUUCUGUCCUAAGACAACAACAUAGUGAUUUUGUAUUUAGAUAGAUAAUAGCUGACUGAGGCCUCUGACGUACAACUUGAACUUUACAGCAUUUUUAAAAAAAUUCAGCUAUUGCAACUUGUGCAAUAGCAGGCAUCAUACUAAAAUAACCCUUUGUGGGAUUGUCACUAAUCAAUUUUGAAAGUAUAAGUUCGGGAGGUAUGGGAAUUGGGUUAUAUGUGGAGAAUUCAACUUUUGCCAUGGGAGGGGCCCCCACUAACCUACCCCUGGAGGCAACCUCUUCACACACACACACACACACACACACACACGGCAUCUACAAAGAAUCCCUCCUAUUUUGCAUAUGCACAUCCUGCUGCCAUGAGAAGUAUUUGACAUGGUUGCAUAGCUGCUGGAUCCAGCUCCCCAUCUUCCUACAGGCUAUAUGAAAGGCAGACUCCACCAUGCACAAGAGUUGGGGGUAAGCUGUGUCCUCUGGCAGGCAUUAUGCGUUUACAUAAAACCAUUCUUCACAUUCUUAUCUAUUAUCCCUAUUGUACUUUCCCCCCAGAGAUUAAGCUUGCAAAAUGCUAUGUCAGGUAUUUUGUCCAUUAUGAACUGGCCCUAGCAAAUGGUUGCUUUGCAGAUGGUAGUGAAGUUUCUCGUGGGUUCUCUAAGUUAGAUUUCUCAAACAACUCUAGUUAGAAUUCCAGUCCCGAGGCAGCAGCUUUAUAUAAUGGUGGAGUCGCUUCUGCAUCCGUAGCUCAGUUGCUUACACCGGCCAGGGUGGAAGGGCAGACAAAUCCUACCAGCCUUAAAGCUGGUGCCAUGAAUGCGUCUGAUACCAUCACGUGAUGACGGCAGUGGGGCAAAUGAGGAUCCAGCAGAUCUCGGGCUGGCUCAGCCUCUCCCCUGGGGCAAAGGGGGUUUGGAUUGCAGCCUCAGCAUGUCAGCAGCAAUUCAAACUUAAUUCAGAGUGUUUGGUUGCUAUGCUUUUUGUUCAACCUCGGAACUCCCCUCCCCCCAUAGCAUUUAAAAGAAAACAAGUAUUAAGAGACCCCUGCGCUUAAUUUCUCCUAUACUUAAUUUCCACUGGUUUUGUAAGAGAAGCCCAACAUUUAAAGCGCCACUUUGCAUUAAAAAAUGCUUUAAAACACUGGCCUCAAGUUGCUGGCAUGUGUCAGUGUUUCCCUAGUUAAUUUUCCAAUUUAUCUGGGGUAUGCCAGCAAUCUGAUAUGAACAGCUUGGGGGAAAGAUUACAUGGAUUUUCCUAGGCUUAGAAUUCAAAUACUGGGAAAGCCUGCGAUUUUUCCAAUAAUAGAAGGAGGGGAAAACACUCAAUAAGCAGUGUGUGUAAUGCUGUUUUUCAAUCUUGGCACUUGGUAGAGCUUGUAUACAUUGCUUACGCCAUCGCUCUGCAUAUCGAAAACCUGUAACGAAGAAGGAGGGUUCUAAACCAACCUUCUCCGCUUGCAUUCUCUGCCGUCAUUGAUUUAGCCUUGUUCUUGCCUGAGCAUGAAAUCUGGAGUUGGGAAAUUAAGCAAAAUAAAUUGCUACCUGAGUGGUUUCAAGUUUAGCAUAGAAGUCAUAAUCCAGAUGACCAAAUGAUGCUUCACAUGUUGCCUCAGAGCUAAAUCCUAUUACCUUCCAUGGGGCUUGCUUCCUAGUCUAGGAGUAGGAACACAUGUGGUGCUUUCCAGAUGUUCCACAGGACUGCAAAUGUGAUAAUCUUUGACUAUUGGCCAUGCUGUCCGGGGCUGAUGGGCGUUGUAGUCCGACACCAUCUGGAGGGCACCAUUUUGCCUACCACUGCACUCGAAAUCUGCAGGGGGUUGCACUGUCCGUCUGCAUUCCCUGCUGAGCUUUUGAUUUUGAGGGGGAGGUGGGGCUAACAGCAUCUCUGAAACAAGGCUUUUCAGGAGGCUUCCGUGGUACAGCAUGCGAUGGGGGGACGACUAGGCUGCAGUUCAAGGACACAGAAACUAAAGUCCUUCUGGGCCUUCAGACCAUAAAAGAGCACAUGGGGCAGUCCAAGCAUGCAAACAUUUAGCAUGGUGUGGAAAUACUUGAUGCAUUCUGUAAGUUGAAAAUGCUGUUAGUCUUUCGUCUGUGAUAUAUUAUUGUUUCAUGCUGAUUGCAGGAAGGGGAACAGUAUGUCAAGAAAAUUGGUGGUAUAUUUGCCUUCAAAGUAAAAGAGGGCCCUGGAGGUAAAGAAGCAACUUGGGUAGUUGAUGUGAAAAAUGGUAAAGGCUGUGUGGAUUUCGACUCAGGUCAGUACUGCUUUUGCCACCACAAAAUAUUAAUAUUUUAUUGCAAUGUAAGGUAAUACUACUUUAAGUACUGUAGGUUUGGUUGCAAAAUAGGAACAUGUUUAAUUAAAGGGUGGCACGUGAGUAGCAACUGUAUAUUAAUUGUGCAAAAAUAAUCAUUUGAAAAGAGCCAGUACUGCUGUAGGGAAAGAAAUAUGUACUGCAUUUUUUUUUCAUUGGACUUUGGAUUGGGCCCCAUUUAUCAGGCGAAGAUAAAUGGCGAUUUGCCCUUGGACAUGGAUCAGUUGCAUUGCUCGAAAAUGACAUUGGCAAGAUAGCAUCUGUUCAAAGAACUCUCUGCAAUCCAUAAAUGUUUAUGCAAUACAUGUGGUUAAAGAGCCGCAAGAACAAGGUCUGCCUGUUCUAUUAAAUGCCAGUAAGGCUGCAUUCCUCUGUACACUUAACUAGGAAAUUAAUCCCAUUUUGCAAUCAUGGAAUCCUGUGGAUGAUACUGCUGUUAAACUAGUAAUGAAAAGGUUUGAAGUGCGUUCUGGUUACUGCUGCAGAUGAAACUGAUAUUGACACUCCUAUCUCCACAGCAGGGUGAGAUUUCAGGGGGUUCCAGGCACUUACCCCAGGGCCCAUUUUCCCUUUGGUCUUUAUGCUAUAUGGUUUAUUUACACAUAUAUACAACUUAGUCUAGAUUGUGGGAAAACAGCACUUUCACAUGCCAAAGGAGUCCUGUUCCUCCCAUUGCUGCAGCCUUGGAUUCCAAGAAGCUCCAACCAUCAUUCAGUCAAACCUUGCUUAAUUCUAACUUUCUGAACCCAAGAGUUACGGGUGACUUGCACUCACAAACUCUGGCACCCAGAACCUAUAACAAUGUAAUGGUUUAGACCCAGAGUGUCCCUUCAGCAAGCUCCUUCUGUUCACAGGUGAGACUGAGAUCCUACAGAGGCUUAGUAAGACCAAAGCCGGUUGAGUUUUCCACUGUGGCCAACCAGGUGCCCAUGAAAAGCUCACAAGCAGGACGUCAGGGCUUUUCAGAGCAGUUUUUCAGGAUACACAGGUGUCUGCAGGGGAGUGGAGAAAUAUGAGAUAAUUCCAUUUUUCUCCCUCCCCACUUCCUCCGGCAGGAGGGUCCCAUGAGUGGAGUUUCUGGAUCCAAGUCAAUGACAAUAUUUAAAUGAGCUGAAUUUUACAACUUGGCUUCUGUGGCUAUGAAUCGGCAGUAUCAGCAAUGUAUGAAGCUAAAAGUUACUUCCUUGAUAAGGGGAGCGGAUCUGCAUUAAGGCUUCUCUGUUAGAAAGCAAAAUAACCUUAAAAUAGUCCUUUAAAAAACAAAUAAAUUUCCUGACCGUUUUGUUUCAAGUCAUCUGUCCGCUUUUUACAGAUAAGAAAGCUGACUGCACAAUUACAAUGGCUGACGCUGAUUUGCUGGCUCUGAUGACUGGCAAGAUGAAUCCGCAGACAGUAAGUGAAAUUCAGAGGAAGUGCCAUUAUCCUUCUAGUUUAAUUGUUCUACAGGCUUAUUUUAUAGCAGAAAACUAAUGAGAACAACCUGUGUUCCUUUGCCUCCCAAGUUCUUUAGACUGAAUGAUGGUUGACUUAAUUCACCACCUGUUCACAUCAGAAUUGCUGCAGAUGGGCAAACACAGGCUAUUUUCAUUAAAAGUGUUUCCAAAGCAUUUGGCAAAGCACUUAGCUGGCAGUCACUUUUGUGCAGAUGGAAAUGUUCCUUUUUGAAAAGGCUUUUUUAUUAUUAGUUGGCUUGAUUUACAACAUUGUUUCUUCAGUAUGAACAAACAGAAAAUUCUCCUCUGAGGUCACUAAUGCCAGUGAUAGAACUCUGUGUGAUUUCUGUCCAAUAAUGAAAACUGUUGGCAGUCAACAUGGUGCCCUCUAGAUCUUGGUGGACUUAAGUCCCAUCAUCCAUGAUUAUUGGCCAUGCUGGCUGGGGCUGAUGGGAGUUGGAGUCCAACAACACCUGGAGGGCACCAUUUUGAAAAGUGGAAGGGUUUCAUCAGGUGUAGACAAACUAGCAGCUUUUUCUCCUUGGCUGCAUUUACACCUCAUGGUAUGCCAAGUUUUGUUCGUGGGUUACUGAUUGUGGUUUGUUUUGGAGAAGCAAACCAUGAGCACUGGUUUGCAUGUCAGAGUUGGCCAAGGCCUGUAACUUCUUGCAAUUCAAGUGUUCAAUAGUCCCCCACUAGUUCACAGUAAGGGCAUUGUUUAUGUUCUACAAUGACAUGCAGAAGGGGUCAUUGUGUAUCUCAAAGUCAUGUAGUCAUCACAGAUGACUAUAUGCAAUUCUAUAUGCAUUUGAUCUUUUUCUCCUUUUUCAUAUAUGUUGUCUGUGGAAGGUUUUGCACGCAUUUAGAGAAGACAAUCUAAAAUAUUUUAUGGCAGUCUCUCAAAUUACUUGGAUUUGAACUUAGAAGAAGUGAUCCAAGGAGGAAAAGUAAGAAGCAUUUACUUGGAAAAUGUAAUUCAAUCUCUUUUUAAAUUUCUUCCAGGCUUUCUUUCAAGGCAAAUUGAAGAUUUCUGGGAACAUGGGCAUGGCUAUGAAGCUACAGAACCUACAGCUUCAACCGGUCAAAGCUAAACUUUGAACCACCGACUUCAAGAUGCAGUUUAGAUGUGAACAACGUGUUUAAUAUAUAUAUAUAAAAACUAAGCAGGAACUAGAUGUUGGAAGUAGCAUGGGACAGGUUUUCUGAAUAGGUGUGAUCAACUCUAGCUUUCCUGAGGCCUCUGUUCAAUGGAAAUUUUGGCACUGUGUUCCAUAAAUCAGCCUAAACGAUCGCAAAGUGAAUAAAAUAUUAGUGGUUGGCGUAGCCUUAGACUGUUUAUAAUGGUUAACACCAGCAUGAUGUAUAACAAGCCCUGAUUUUAUCUCACCUGAAACCAUUUUUUUUUUUUAAAUCUAAAUCAAGGGAUCAGCCUCCCAUAAAUUCUUGUGAAGUUUAAAAAGUAGGAAGAGUGAUGGAGAAUAUCACCUGUUUGGCAAAACAAUUCUUAAACAAUUUCAUUUGUAUCUUAAGAAUACUUCCAUAGCAGCUCAAAGAAAUACUUUUUUACUUUGGCUGGGAUCCAGAGAACUAUUUUAGGUAGGCCCUAGGGCUUGGACAUACUCAAGUGAGGUUCUUUCUUUCUUUCAGUAACAGGCACACACACACAUGCCUGUCAUAUCAGACCGCUUUUGAAACACUACCUGGUUUCGAAGGUGGUGGUAUUGUGGGUGAAUGCUGGAGAAACAGAACUCCAAAGCUCCCAUAGGUAAGGAGAACUAGUUAUAUUGAUUUCUUUGGAUCCUAGCCUUCAUUGAAUAGAAUUUCCAAAUUCCCAUGUGAAGGGUUGUUUUAUCAUAUUGGAAAUCAGAUGGUUCGCAUCAAUUGCAAUAACAUUUAAUUGUAGUGCUUUCUCCGUAACAUAAUGCUUACAAGGGUAAAGGGUAGCACUUUUUAAGCAUUUGUUUGGUUUUAACUGUGCUAUACAGAGUUCUGGAAACUGAUGAUUCUUUAAUAAAUUCAUAUAUAAAUACUAUUCAUUUUUAAGUCAUUCUGUUUGGCAGUUAUGUGUUCUGAUCUGUAAGCUCCCAUACUAAAUUUAAAUCUAUUCUUCAGUUUGAGCUGGGUUUUUUGGGCAAUUUUUAUUUGAUAAUAACAGAGUGCACAGUACAUAGAAGUUGCAUGGUUAAGAUCAGAUGACACUGAAAUGUAUGCAACAUUUGGUCCAACAGACUGUUACUUUCGUGUUAGCAUGGAAAGCCACUGCAGUGCUUUGUAGAUUAUGCAGGCCUCUGUGUUACAGUUCAUGGAGUAGGCUGUUCAAAACUGAAACUGCAUUGUAGGCCAGUGAAACAAGUUGUUUUUCCUUCUGUUCUGCUCUAAACAGCAGCCCAGGGUCAGAAGUCAAAUGCGUCUCUUAAAUGUUAUUCCACAUUGAAGUACCUCUGGAAUCCCUAAGCAUUUCUACAUUCUGUGCUUUAGUAAUCCUCUUGCCAAAAACAUUUCCCUGCUGCUGCUCUGACAGGUGUGAUGUGAAUAUAUAUCCUUUUCUUUUAAUGCCUUUGCGUUGUAUAAUUAUGAGAAUCUUGGAAAAAGAGAAUCUGUACUCAGUAGUAGACCAUAUAUUAUGGUAAAUUGAAAACAGAUGUGUAUAAACAGAAUGUUUCAGCAGAAAAAUACCUGUCUUCAUGUUAGGUAGAGAAUGUAAUGGACUCAGGAACCAGCUGUUUAGCAUAGUUUAAAUUGUAUUUUUAGGCACCUGAUAGCCAUGUUCCAUCUAAAGACGCAUGAACUUUAGACUAGGAAAUGAUUGAAUCUCCUCUGUAAUUUAAUGGAAACAUGGUUGGUUUUGUCACACAAAUUCAUAUAUUAUGAUUCGGGUAUCUGUAUAUCAGUGCAGAACUUGGUGUGAAGCAACAGUAAGAUCAUGGCUUGGGAUGCUGCCUACUGCAUUACAGAACUAGGAUGGCCACUUUUCUUAGGUUAUAUUUGACCACACGUUUUUGACCCUGGUAAAUAACGAUGGUGUCCUUAUACCAAUUGAAGUCAGAUUCACAUGAAGUUUGUGCCUCACAUCUUUAUUUCAUUUUCUAGCCUCCUAAAAUGAUAAUAGUGAUGGGAGCCCAACAUGCUGACGUUCAUGUGCCUCUAAGCGCAAGCUUCAGGUUUCAAAAUUUUACGCUAGUGAAAGAUCAUUUUGAUAAUAAUUUAACUUAUAAUUCAGUGCAGCCCAGUCCUGCUUGGAUUUUCUGUUAUGCUCUGUUGGAAUUAAAAUUUGCUUAACUUGAUAUCCCCUUUAAAAUACUAUGAGAGGGGGUUGAAUACAUGGGUAUUAUCAGCAUAAUUCUAGAUUCUUUUAAAAAAUGUAACUCUACCCUACCGUUUAGCAUAGCUGCUUCCAUGCAGCUAGCAAAGUACUAAAACAUUAGUAUUAAUUUGCAUCCUCAGGUGUCUUCCCUAUAAAGAGUGGUGUGAAACAGGGCUAAGUUCUCACCUCAACUCUUUGUUAUGUUCUUUUCCCUGUUGCUCUCCUGUGCCUUCAGCUUGACUGAAGACGAUGUGUACCUCUAUUCUGUUCAGCCUGGCAUGUCUCCCUGCCAAGACAAAAGUGUGGCAGCCCAAGAGAUGUUGUUUGCAGAUGAUGCAGCCUUGACAGAAGGAAGCUUCAAGGAAGCUCUUUAGAGACGCAUCAACCGUUUUGCCCAAGCCUGCAUGGAGUUCAGCCUCACCAUCAGCCUGACAAAGACGAACAUUCUGGGUCAGGAUGUCACCAGCACUCCAUGCAUCAUCACUUGAGAUUUUGUUGUCCUGGGCUCCACCAUAACCAGCAACCUCUCCAUCGAUACUGAGUUGGACAAGCAUAUUGGAUAGGCAGCUACAGCAAUGGCUUGCCUCUCCAGAAGGGUAUGGGAGAAUGUGAUGCCAAUAUCCAACACCAAGAUGAAGGUCUACCAUACUUGCAUGUUGAGCACGCUGCUUUAUGGAAGUGAAUUGUGGGGAGCUUACACUGCUAGAAGCAAUGUCUCAGUGCCUUCCAUAUGCACUGCAUCAGGAAGAUUUUGGGCAUCACAGGGUCUCAAACAAAGAUACCCUCUCCCAAUCUCACAUUCCCACCAUGUUCUCCGAUGUCAGCUCAGACACAAUACUGUACUGUACUUUGCAGUGAAAGCAGCUAAUGUGUUUGGGCAGCAGUGAUUAAGUGGUAAGAGACUAAGUAUGAAGGUGUAUGUACAGGUGCAGGCUUUGAAGAGCAGACUGAAUUAUUUUGCUUAAAGCUGUGCACAGCUCUCGACAAUCUAAACCUAUGAUCAUGUUAAGCAGAGAAAACGUAAGGAACCACUCACUGAGGUGCUUUCUACCUAUAUAUUUUGAGGGGAAGAAACUGCAUUUAAAGCUGGUAGAGCUUUUCUUUUUUUAAUUCUGGCAAAUUAAAAACAAAAACAAAUUCUUGUAGAUUGUCUGAUGGGGAGACCUUACUAUGUCAAAGUCUAAAAGCUUCAAAUAUAAGCUUUCUUUUCCUUUCAACAUGUAUGCUGAUAUGGUCACUAAUAUUUGAGUAAAAGCAUCUUUUUAGUGAAAAGCUAUUCUUUCUGGUUGUGAUAAAAGUGCCAACUUGGGUGUUAAAGCUACUCAUUCAACAGGGACAAGUAAGAUUUCCACAUGUGGAAGACAAACACUGAAAACAAAUCCCAUGUAGUCU
Messenger RNA from Podarcis lilfordi (Lilford's wall lizard), 31917 nucleotides. The record is from the annotation of a GenBank genome assembly. NCBI's taxonomy places the organism in Eukaryota, Metazoa, Chordata, Lepidosauria, Squamata, Lacertidae.